GCGAGCAGCAGGUGGAAUCGCGCGGAUCGAUCGAACCGCACCAGCAGAAGCCAGCAGCAUCUUUCGUGGUUUAUUACUGCGCUACGUCCCCUUGCCCUUCCAAACGAUGUGCCUUUAGGUGAAUGCGAUAGCAAGUUUCAACUCGAUGGCAAUCAUACGAGAGUAUUUGCGAAAUAAGUGCUGUGAUAACAACAUGUGAUGUCUCCGUGAUCAUCCCAGCAACCAGUGCAUUCGCAGAUCCGAGGGAUAAAUCCUCUUUUCCUGAGUUGUGCAUCCAAUAUUUCGAAGAGAUAGUUCAAAACUAACGUUAGCCCAAGUGAACAGACCACUAGCUGCAGCAAUAUCACGAUACUAACCCGAGAAGUAAAAGAUGAAUUCAAACAUCUUGCUCACCCUGCUACUCCUCACGAUGGUCCGGGCCGCUUCGAAGUACUACGAUGGACCGAUCCGACCGUACGAGUUCGGUUUCAACAUAGAGGGCCACCAGCAUCGGAAAGAAUCGAAAGAUAAAAAUGGCAUCAUUAUGGGUGAGUUCGGAUUCAUUACGGCCGACAACGUGUACCACGUGACCGUGUACGCGACCGACGAGGAUGGUAACUUCAAGAUAGUUAGCAUGAAAAACUACAAGCUAGGACCAUCGACCGCAUCACCAUCGGUGGCUCCUGGACCGACGAGACCAACAACAAAGGCCGCACCACCCUCGGUACCGAGUACCUCGACGACACCACAACCCUUCCGCAUUAUCACCACGGUCAAGACGGUGGAACCGCUAACGACACCGAAGCCUUCCAACGUUGCGUCCUGCGGGGGAUGUAAAAUCCCGACACCACCGCGUACCACCACCACGCACGCACCACUACCGGAAACCAGCACCCAGUACGUGCCACCGUUCAAGAUCGUCAAUAAGAACGAUCUCGAAGCGGACGGUAAGCCAACGGUAACAACAACCACAACUACGAUGAUGCCGAUCACCACGACGACGCCUCAGUCUCCGGGGUCUUCGAAGGAAGUUCCCCAAAAGCUGAUCGAAAAGGCACCACCGACGACGACGACGACGGCGAAGAAAGAGCGUCCUAGUUCCGGUGCAAUGAACACAACCAACAAGAACAGCAACCAGACGUCGAAUCGAGAGAAACCCGUCACCAACCAACAACAGCCGCCGUCAGCGGAACGCGCAGAAACCCCUAAAGGUAUGCAACGACCGGCGGCUGACGGUGAUCCGGUGAUGACGCUGGUUGAGCAGCACACGGCCAACAUGAUCCAGCAUAUCUUGAAUGGGUUGCUUUAUCGGUUUAACUAUACCGCUGGCUAUCACGGGCACCACGAGCAGGGUGAUCGACAGGGUAACAAGGAGGGUGGUUACUUUGCGGUCGGUCGGGAUGGUAUACGGCGGGGUGUAAGUUACAAGGCGAACGAAUUCGGGUUCCAGCCGCACGUAAAGUUCGAAAAGGUUGGACCAGAGGAGACGCCUCGUGAGGAAACGGAGAAGCAGGCCGGCUUGAAAGGAUUCGAUUUUAAGUGGUUCUAUGGAUCGUAAGGCGGAGGUGAUGCCGGAAUAAGAGGUGUGAUUGGUGAUCAUCUGCAUCGACAAGUCCUACUACUGCUACUGCCAGCCAACCUCGUUCGUUCGUUCCAUCGCAGGGCCAAUACUUCAAAUACUCAUGAUAGAUACAUCGAAGAGACGUCGUUAGCUCAUAUUCAGGUCCCGUUUUACUGCACUACGAAGCGACACAAUCAUUGAUCCUAGUUUCUAAUGCGCGUUGCUUCUUUCUAAACUAAACGUAAAACAUUCGAUUGUAACAACGAGGAGUAAGAAUAU
Anopheles darlingi is the source of this 1819-nucleotide messenger RNA. It is a transcript of the gene l(3)mbn, whose product is annotated as protein lethal(3)malignant blood neoplasm 1. NCBI's taxonomy places the organism in Eukaryota, Metazoa, Arthropoda, Insecta, Diptera, Culicidae. Gene Ontology annotation, molecular function: structural constituent of chitin-based larval cuticle. The transcript has 3 exons. Bases 371 to 1537 code for a protein of 388 amino acids. Gene Ontology annotation, cellular component: chitin-based extracellular matrix. The record is from RefSeq and is a predicted model, not a curated record.